AUGCAGUGGCGAAAACUAACCAGGUUGAAGUCUUCGCCGGGCGGACAGUCGCGCGCUCGGAGGAUGCUCUGCUGCGGCCGCAGGAAGGAAAAUGGGCGCGCGGCGCCGGAUUUGACGGCGUCGCCGGGCCGCGCACCGCCCGGCCCGCCGCAGCCGACGCGCGCAAACCACGCGCCGCCCUGCGUGCUGCAGCCAGACUUCCGGAAGGUAUCGGGUGUCAGCAAUGAAAUAUUCAGGCAAAUUGAAAUGGUGGAGAAUGACCACGAUGCCACCACAGCGGCGGCGCUCGAGGCGGUGGAGCGGCGAGGUGAGAUGAUAGUCAGAAUUCUUGAACUGAGACAAGUUGGCAGAAAUAAUAUAGAAGCCGCCAAGAAGUUCUUUUCAUUACAGGAUGCACGCCACAUAGUUCAACUAGUGGAAAUUGUCAAGCGCCCAGGUCAAACCUUGGGCCUAUACAUCAGAGAAGGGGACGGUGGUGCGAGGACCGAUGGCGUGUUCAUAUCUCGGAUAGCCCUCGAAUCAGCGGUGUAUAACAGCGGCUGUUUGAAGGUCGGAGACGAGAUCUUGGCUGUGAACUUGGUUGAUGUGCGAAGAAUGUCACUGGAUGAUGUAGUUAUUAUCAUGUCGAUACCACGGCGAUUAUUGCUGUGUACCAGACAGCGGAAAGGAAAAUCAGGACCUGGAUCACCGUCACUGCCACGAACCGAACAUAAACCUCCACCGGUUGUUGUAUUGAAGAGGGACUGCCGCGAUGAUGAUGAUCGAGAUCGUGAUCGAUUAGAUGGGCUUUAUUCACAACAUGGUACUCUACGUUCAACGGGAGGCCCAGGUAGCAGCGUGCGUCCAGUUGGCGAUGGUAGGGAAGAAAGGAGUCGUAUGCAGCUCGGAGCAUUAUCGCCAGAUUCUACACCACUGGAUCUUUAUUAUAAUUCUAGGCCACCAUCGGAUCAUUCAACUUGGAGCUAUAGACCGCCACCGCCGGUUAUAACGGAGCAGCCAAAGUCUCAAGCGACACAUUUUGUGCCGUACGAACGCUCAUAUCCCAACACAUUGGAAAGUUUGGCAGAAAAAGUGCACUCCUUCUAUCCAUCGGAAACUGGAAGCACACGUUUUGGGGGAAGAGUACCGCGGUCGGGUUCAGAACAACAACUACCAAGAGCUGAGACACAUUCAGAUUUCGGUCGACACUCGUUACUACGUUCUAGUUUGAAGGCCUCCACAGCGGGACCUGGUGCCGCGUCCAGUUUAACAAGAUACGGUCAACGUUACGGAGGCGUAGGAAUGCCAGGAUCUGGUCUACCGGGUAGCAGUCUCACCGCUACUGGUCUUAGUGGAACAGGGCUUGGACAUGGAUUGCCAUCAGGAUUAUCGAGUACCGGUCUUAGCGGUUUAACAGGUUCAAGCUUAGUCGGAUCAGGCUUAACGAGUUCGGGGCUUGGUACAGGAUUAUCGGGAACUGGACUGAGUUCAGCUCUUGGAGGAGGUUACGGUACAACAGGCUUAGGUUUACCAUCAUACGGCAGUAAAUUCGGAACAACCAGAAGAAAUCGUAGCUUGGAUUACUCCUCUGAUACAGAGGCAACAGCGCCUACAAGGACACCCUACUAUUCAGGACUCAGUGGAUAUAGAAGCAGCACGUUAGGAAGGGAUAUUGGAUCAAAGUUCAACUCCUUACCACGAGACGUCAGAGGAACAGGUCAAAGACUAGGAUUAUCCAGACGGGCAGGAAGUGUCCUUCAAGAUGAACCAGAACCCUUAUCAUCGCGGUUGGACUUACGUUCUUCCAGAGGUCGACUGCCUUUUUCUCCCUCAGUGUUCACAUCAGACGAAUACCGCGCGUGGCUUUCCCGGGCUCCUUCCACCAGCGCACUGUACGAAACACUCCGCCCCAGACUUCCAACUCACUAUUCCGCAGAAAAUAUACACGAUGCUCUGAAGAAUAUGGAAAGUGGCAGUCGUUUUGGUUCAUCACUCGGAUUGGCCAGCCGGCGCAUAGAAAGACCCCGUCACUUACCCGCGAGGUCCUUAUCAUCGCAACAAUUAGGCCCAACUGCAAGCGGUUCGCCUUCAGCUCGUCGCGUUAGACAAUUGCUGGAACUGGGUUCAAAGUUUACUUGUCCAAAUCCAAGUCCUGUGCCUACACCAGGAUCGCGACACCAACGUCAUCUGGACAUUAAUCCUAAUGAGUUCCUAAAAUACAAAGUGGAGAAGCCGGGGACGGGUGGUUUAUCUACGUCCAUGACUGGUUUGUCCCGAAUCUCUGGCGGAGUUUCUGGAAUGCUUUGGGUGCAUCUCCUUGCUGGUCGAGGAUUACGUCCCGCCCCUACGGGAUCUUCGCCAGGAUCCCCUCCAUCAGGACCACUUGCACCUCCUCAACCUCCUGUGGCACCUCGAGAUCUAUAUUGCGUUCUGGAAUGCGAUCGAGUACAUAAAGCUCGAACGGUGGUCCGCACUGGUGAACUGCAGUUUGACUGGGACGAGUCCUUUGAAUUAGAGCUGGUGGACAACAGACAGCUAGACGUGUUGGUGUAUUCAUGGGACCCGCAACAUAGACACAAACUCUGCUUCCGUGGGGCAGUGACUCUGCCAGAUUUACUGUCCCGCUCUCCAUCGCACCAGCUAGCCAUAAAAAUGGAGCCUCGAGGUACGCUUUACAUGCGCGUACGUCAUACGGAACCACACGAAUUGUUCCGUCGAAGACCAGCAGCGCCUAGGCUCGCACCUCCCCCACUAUUUGGUGCUGAGUUAGAAGCAGUUGUAGCACGCGAGUUGCGACCACCCCACGCAGCACCCGUACCCCUUGUUGUUAGACGCUGUGUUGAAGAGAUUGAAAGACGUGGAUUAGAUAUCAUUGGUCUGUAUCGGUUAUGUGGCUCUGCUAAUAAGAAACGUAUUCUUCGAGAAGCUUUUGAACGUAACGCCCGUGGGGUGGAGCUUACACCUGAUUCCGUUCCUGACAUCAAUGUCAUAACCGGUGUCCUAAAGGACUAUUUGACAGAACUGCCACAGCCGCUGUUCAGCCGGUGCUUGUAUCAAAUGACACUGGAUGCUCUUGGAGUAUGCCUGCCCGACGACAAAGAAGGCAAUGCACGACUUAUGGCAUCAAUAGUGGAGUGUUUACCACGCGCUGCUAGAGCUACACUGGUUUUCCUUCUUGACCAUUUAGCUCUAGUCGUGGCCGCGCAGGAUCGCAACAAAAUGUCUCCACAGCACCUCGCUGUAGCGAUGGCUCCACCAUUGAUGCUGCAUUCUCAACCGACAGCUGAACUUGAGUAUCAACGUCCAAUACACGUCUUACAAUGCCUUCUCCAGAUAUGGCCUCCGCCGAAACGUUCAGUUCGGCGCGGCGAGCCAGCAACCGGGCCGCGUGGAAACAGAGUCAGUGCGUCGCCAGUGGCCUCAGCCACCCUCCCCCAAGGCCGAGUUCCGCCCUCAGUCAGUCCAUAUCGGCAUCAAGCGGCAGCAUCAGCAGCAUCUCCGCCGCCAGCUCUCUCGGUUCGGCACGCGGCCGACCGCUCGCCGCCCGCACAUGUUCUCUCAUCAGUCAGGGCAGGCCAAUAUCGUCCGCAGUCGCCUCUUCGAGGCCCACUGCCCGCUCCUCCUCGCUCCCGUCAGGUGACGGUAACGUCUCCCGGUUCGCCCAGUAGCAGCUCGGGCAGUCACAGCCCAGCGGACACGAUCAAGCACGGUGGCUCUGUAUCAUCGAUCUUGCGCCAGCCGGAACGGGCGAGUUCUCCUCGCAUGUCGCCGAGAAACUCCCCGCGCGCGUCUCCUCGCGACUCGCCUCGCAGCACUCCCCGGGAGACGACUCCGAGGGACUUGACGCCGCGGGACCUAACGCCGAGGGAGUCAUCGGGCCGCGAAGGGGGCUCGCGUGAAUCGCCGCGCUCCGCCAUCCCGGGCACGUCAGCGGGAUUGGCGGUGACGCUCAACUCGAGCGGCAGCGGCUCCGGCGCGCUUAGCCCACGCUAUAGCUCCACCAACCCGUUCCUGCAGAAUUACGACGCCGAGGAGGAGGCGGAGGCGUGGCGCGCCGCCGACAUAUUCUCCUCGACAUCCACGCACACAUAGUGCUCAUAGCGAAUUGAGAUUUUCUAGUCAAUUUUUUUAUCGAAUCGAAAGAGUGCUACGAUUCAGCUGUAUAUUAUGUUGUUUAGCGAGCGUGGUGCGCGUUCGUGAAAUGUUUGUUAUAUAUAGAGCGAGUUACGAUGUAUAUUAUUGUGAGAAUGUUUACCUACUGACGCGCGAGGCGUAGGCCUUGUCGGCCGCCGGCGCACCGCCCCGUAGACGCUUUAGUGUUUAUCGUAUUGUAUUGUACAUUGUAUAUAAUUAAAUACGUAUAAGUUGGUACGUUCCAAUUUUGUACCUUUCGGGUGGGGCCUCGGCGGACGGCCCGGAGCGCUACACACAUCAUCCCACAUAUCAGAGGCUUGCGUACACAGUCGACACCUCAUCGACACA
Molecule: messenger RNA, 4461 nt
Organism: Pararge aegeria (speckled wood butterfly)
Lineage: Eukaryota; Metazoa; Arthropoda; Insecta; Lepidoptera; Nymphalidae
Gene: RhoGAP100F
Product: rho GTPase-activating protein 100F
Exons: 21
Coding region: 1-4071 (1356 amino acids)
Biological process (GO): signal transduction
Molecular function (GO): protein binding
Source: RefSeq, a predicted model, not a curated record